Molecule: messenger RNA, 473 nt
Organism: Aplosporella prunicola CBS 121167
Lineage: Eukaryota; Fungi; Ascomycota; Dothideomycetes; Botryosphaeriales; Aplosporellaceae
Exons: 1
Coding region: 114-362 (82 amino acids)
Source: RefSeq, a predicted model, not a curated record
GGAGCUAAUCUGAGCGAGAUAAAAGAGAGGGGAUAUAUUUACCUAGUGCAAUCUGUUUGGGAGGGUUUGUGCGCGUGAGCGUUAGAUGCGAUGCGUUCUUUUCUUUCUGUUUUAUGUUUCGGGUACCUCAUGACCUUUUGUUGGGACAAGUUGGAGGGCACAUGAUCUUUACUACCUACUUAGUGAUGAUGGGCGACGGCGUUCUUGGUUAUACCCUCCGGCGACACUACUCUUAUAGUCCCUAUUUCUCGGAGCAGCGUUCUUUGGUCUUUGUUUUCUGCUUUUGUUUUCUUGGUUUGCUGUCGCUUUUUUGGGUUCGAUCUUUCCUCUCAGUACGCUGCUUGCUUUGCUUGCUUAAUUAACCUGUUAUAGUCGCUGGCGACACACACACACAAAAUGUCUAAGUAGUUGGCUCGAUUGGACCGCUGACUCGGCUGGUGGAGGAAUCGAAUAAUUGUGUCUUGUCUCCGCUG